Messenger RNA from Daphnia magna, 2261 nucleotides. RefSeq names its product cytadherence high molecular weight protein 3. The transcript has 2 exons. The record is from RefSeq and is a predicted model, not a curated record. Lineage: Eukaryota; Metazoa; Arthropoda; Branchiopoda; Diplostraca; Daphniidae. Gene Ontology annotation, cellular component: chitin-based extracellular matrix. Gene Ontology annotation, molecular function: structural constituent of chitin-based larval cuticle. Bases 151 to 2010 code for a protein of 619 amino acids.
AAAUCUGCUAGUCCGGGAAAUUGGAAGACGAAAUAAGACCGCCAAUGCUACAAUCGCGGCGUGUGCCCAGAGAUGGCAAGUAUAUAAGGCAAGCGUGCGACUCUAGUCGACACUAGUUCUGCAGCUCCUGUUCAAUUACGAGUAGCAAACAUGAAAGUUUUGAUUCUUGCCCUGUUCUUGGCUUGCGCCUCUGCCCAGUAUUUUCCGUAUGGUUUUUACGGUGCUCCUGUUCCCGUUCCAACUGCAAGCCAAUUUCACGCUCAGGAUGCACUAGGUCAAGCUUCAUAUGGCUAUGUUUACCCCGGACAGGCAGCCACUAACUACCGCGAUGCUUUCGGUAACCAAGUCGGCUCUUAUGCUUACAUCAACCCCAACGGAAAGGAAGUCCGCGUCAGCUACGUCGCUGAUAGACAGGGCUUCCGCGUUCUAUCCAAUGAUCUGCCUCAAUCUCCAGUGGAUGAAGGCAAAGCGCCCGUUUUUGAAGGCAAAGCUCCCGUUUUUGAAGGCAAAGCUCCCGUUUUUGACGGUAAGGCACCCGAGCCCGUACAGGACACACCUGAAGUAGUUGCCGCUAAGGCCGAGUUCUUCAAGCUGUACAAGGAAGCUGAAGCUGCCGCAGAAGCCGCCCCAGCUGCCGAAGUCGCUCCCGUCGCUGAUGCACCUGUUGCCGCAGUUGUCGAAGUCGCUCCCGUCGCUGACGCACCUGUUGCCGCAGUUGCCGAAGUCGCUCCCGUCGCUGAAGCCCCCGUUGCCCCAGUUGCUGAAGUCGCUCCCGUCGCUGACGCCCCUGUUGCCGCAGUUGCCGAAGUCGCUCCCGUCGCUGAAGCCCCCGUUGCCCCAGUUGUCGAAGUCGCUCCCGUCGCUGACGCACCUGUUGCCGUAGUUGCUGAAGUUGCUCCCGUUGUUGACGCCCCGGUUGCCCCAGUCGCACCAGUUGAAGACGCCCCAGUCGUUGUCGAAGAGAAAGUAGCUGCUGCUCCCGAGCCCGUUCAGGACACCCCUGAAGUCGUCGCGGCCAAGACUGAAUUCUUCAAACUGUACAAGGAAGCCGCCGCUGCCGCUGACGCCGUUGAUGAAGAAGGAAACCCCACUGCCGUUGAAACCCCCGUCGUGGUCGAGAGCGUACGCAGGAAGCGUCAAAUUCCUUUCUUCCCCGCCGCUUUUCCCUACGCCCCGGCUGUUUACCCCGCUGCUCUCCCCGUUGUUAGGUACGUUGCUCCCGCUCCCUUGGUAGCCAAGACCACCUUCAAGACCGUCGCCGCUGAGGCUGAUCCGUCCGCCAAGACCCCCGCUUCAACCACCAAGUUUGACUUGAAGGAAAAGAGCUACGACGUCGUUACUCCUCUGGCCUACCACCUGCCCUACGCUUACAAUUAUCACUUCGCGCCUGUUGCUGCCCCAGCCGCUGCCCCAGCCGCCGUUGAGAGCUCCCGCAAGAAGCGCCAGGUCGUCGCUGUUGUCGCCCCCAACCAGCAGUUCAUUGAUGACCUUAAAUACAGCAGCGUUGAUUUGAACCAGGACGGUCAACCCGACAAGGCUGUUGUCCCCGUUUACCCAACUUUCCACUACGCCACUGCUGCUUUUCCUACUCUGAAGUACGUCGCCCCUUCCGUCGUUGCUCCCUUUCCGUUCGUGGCUAAGACCACCGUGAAGGCCGUCACUGCUGAGGCUGAUCCGUCCGCCAAGACCCCUGCUGCCACCACCAAGUUUGAUUUGAAGGAAAAGAGCUACGAUGUUGUUACUCCUCUGGCUUACCACCUUCCUUACGCUUAUCCCUUUGUCGCUGCUGCACCCGCACCUGCUGCCGCCGCUCCCGUUGCCGUUGAGAGCUCACGCAAGAAGCGCCAGGUCACUGUCGUUCCCACCAGCCAGUUCUUCAGGGAUUUUGCGUACAACAGCGUUGAUUUGAACAAGGAUGGUCAACCCGACAAGGCCGUUUACACCGCUCCCAUUGCUUACUCAGCAUUCUACCCCAAUCCCUAUCCCUACAUUAACGGAUUCUAUGGUUGAAUAGUUUUGUAACACGGCACUUAAUCUGGACAAUUAGAACGUACAAAACCUAUACCCGAAUAUGAUUAUCAACCGAACAUUUGACGUGUGCUGUUCACCUUGCAAUUCUACCAUUUAGUGUACAUUGUUUCAAUUUUGUUUUGUUUUUUUCAAGGAAAAAAAAGUCGGGGGUAGCUUGUUGAAAUGUGGUUGUACAUGCCAACAAGAAUGAGCAUCCAUACAAUUGUUAACAUUACACAAAAUCAAAGACA